AUGUUCCAGUGUCCAUACUCUUGUUUUUCAAGCUUUACUAAGGAAGAUGAUAUGACUCACCAUGUCUUAGAUAAUCAUAUCAUAAGUGAUAUCUUGAUAACACCGAGCUCUUAUUUAUCGACUGACUUUCUGGGAGUGAAUUCUUCCCCUUCUGUGGUAGAUUACCAAAAUAUCGGAGAUUUCUUUUCAGAUCUUCAUUGUAAGGAGCCUGUAUGUGCUAGACACGAUGCAUACGAAUCUAUCUCUUAUUUGAUUGAGCACUAUGAUCGUUAUCAUUCAUUCAUUCAUUCCCCAGGGACUAUUGGAGUAAAAUUUCGAAAUUCGAAGAGUUAUUUAGCAUUGAUGAAAUUCCAAUAA
Molecule: messenger RNA, 357 nt
Organism: Priceomyces carsonii
Lineage: Eukaryota; Fungi; Ascomycota; Pichiomycetes; Serinales; Debaryomycetaceae
Exons: 1
Coding region: 1-357 (118 amino acids)
Source: RefSeq, a predicted model, not a curated record